AUGAGGUUAGUCCGGGAAGAGAGAAUCCACACAGGGGAGAGGCCCUAUGAAUGCUGUGAGUGUGGGAAAACCUUCAAUUACAGAUCAGCCCUUUCUCAACAUCGGAGAAUCCACACAGGGGAGAGGCCCUUUUAUUGCAGUGAGUGUGGAAAAACCUUCCCUUGCAGCUCAUCCUUUUCUGUUCAUCAGAGAAUCCACACAGGGAGGCCCUUUGAUUGCAGUGAGUGUGGGAAAAGCUUUAUUACCAGCUCAGACCUUUCUAAACAUCAGAGAAUCCACACAGGAAGAGGCCCUAUGAAUAAUCCACACAGGGAGAGGCCCUAUGAAUGCCGUGAGUGUGGGAAAAGCUUCAAUAGCAGCUCAGGCCUUUCUAAACAUCAGAGAAUCCACACAGGGGAGAGGCCCUUUUAUUGCAGUGAGUGUGGAAAAACCUUCACUUUCAGCUCAGCCCUUUCUAUUCAUCAGAGAAUCCACACAGGGGAGAGGCCCUAUGAAUGCCAUGAGUGUGGGAAAAGCUUCACUAGGAGCUCAGCCCUUUGUCAACAUCAGAGAAUCCACACAGGGGAGAGGCCCUAUGAAUGCCGUGAGUGUGGGAAAACCUUCAGUCGGAGUUCAGGCCUUUCUAAACAUCAGAGAAUCCACACAGGGGAGAGGCUCUUUGAUUGCAGUGAGUGUGGGAAAACCUUCACUUACAGAUCAGUCCUUUCUCAACAUCAGAGAAUCCACACAGGGGAGAGGCCCUAUGAAUGCCGUGAGUGUGGGAAAAGCUUCACUAGCAGCUCAGCCUUUUCUGUUCAUCAGAGAAUCCACACAGGGGAGAGGCCCUAUGAAUGUCAUGAGUGUGGGAAAAGCUUUAUUACCAGCUCAGACCUUUCUAAACAUCAGAUAAUCCACACAGGGAAGAGGCCCUAUGAAUGUCAUGAGUGUGGGAAAAGCUUCUCUAGCAGCUCAGGCCUUUCUAAACAUCACAAAAUCCACACCGGUGAGAGACCUUAUAAAUGCAGUGAGUGUGGGAAAACCUUCAAUCACAGCUCACACCUUCUUACCCAUCUCAGAAUCCACACAGGUAUGCAACCCAAUGGAAGCAGUGAGUGUGGGAAAACCUUGUCUUGCCACUGAGACCAUGUGAGCCAUCAGAGAAUCUGCAAGGGGGAUCAACACCAUAAAAACCUCUAGGGCUAUCACUACUUUAAUACUUUCCUGAUUCCCACGUUUACAAGCUGUUUGAAGCACCGAUAUCCCUCAGCUUGUCCAGAUGAGUGAGUGGCCUAUUUUUGCAUUUUGCAGUUUGACCUCUUUGAGGUGGACUCAUUUAUCCUUUCUAUCAACUCCAUUCUCCCAUAAGUAAUUCAAGU
Molecule: messenger RNA, 1355 nt
Organism: Mauremys reevesii (Reeves's turtle)
Lineage: Eukaryota; Metazoa; Chordata; Testudines; Geoemydidae
Product: zinc finger protein 345-like
Exons: 3
Coding region: 1-1119 (372 amino acids)
Biological process (GO): regulation of immune system process; negative regulation of transcription by RNA polymerase II; regulation of cytokine production
Source: RefSeq, a predicted model, not a curated record